ACCUCUCAUUGUUCCCUUCGCCCCAAACCCCCCAAAACCAAACCCCUCGUUCAUUCCCAACCCAACUCCUUCACAAACCCUCUCUCUCACUCUCACUCCGUCACUCUCUCUCUGAAACAAAGCAACAUGGCAGCCUCUCUCACCAUCUCAAGGCUCCUCGCAGCCCCCAGAUCCCUCUCCCUCUCCUCCACCACAACCAAAGCCUCUCUCUUCUCCGCCAAACCCUUCUCUUCAAAAUCCUCCUACGCCCCUUUCUCUCUCAAACACCACACCCACCCCAAACCCCUCAAGUUCUCCACCUCCGCCGCAAAACCCAUCUCCGCCACCAUCUCCGUCGGCGACAAGCUCCCAGAGUCCACCCUCUCCUACCUCGACGCCGCCGGCGACGUCCAGACCGUCACCGUCUCUGAGCUGACCAAGUCCAAGAAGGCCGUCCUCUUCGCCGUCCCCGGCGCCUUCACCCCCACCUGUUCCCAGAAGCACGUUCCCGGCUUCGUGGAGAAGUCGGCCGAGCUCAAGGCCAAGGGGGUCGACACCAUAGCUUGCAUUUCGGUCAACGACGCCUUCGUGAUGAAGGCGUGGAAGGAGAGUCUCAAGAUCGGAGAUGAGGUACUUUUGUUGUCCGAUGGGAAUGGGAACUUCACCAAAGCCAUCGGGGUCGAGCUCGAUUUGAGUGAUAAGCCGGUGGGAUUGGGAGUCAGGUCCAGAAGGUACUCGCUUUUGGCUGAAGAUGGAGUCGUGAAGGUGUUGAACUUGGAGGAAGGUGGUGCUUUCACUUCCAGUGGAGCUGAUGAUAUUCUCAAAGUUCUGUGAUUUUGAGGUUUUAUGUGUUUUGGCUGUGGUUUUAGUAGAGAAUACGUAUGUCCAUGCACGAGUUUCUUGUUUUGUUUCAUAAUAAUGGAUGCGAUGCAAUCCCUGCAGGACUUUUGUUUUUGUGAAAUGCUGGAUUUUGUGCA
Rosa rugosa (rugosa rose) is the source of this 956-nucleotide messenger RNA. Its product is annotated as peroxiredoxin-2E, chloroplastic. The record is from RefSeq and is a predicted model, not a curated record. The transcript has a single exon. Gene Ontology annotation, molecular function: thioredoxin peroxidase activity. Lineage: Eukaryota; Viridiplantae; Streptophyta; Magnoliopsida; Rosales; Rosaceae. The coding region runs from base 127 to 813 and encodes 228 amino acids. Gene Ontology annotation, biological process: hydrogen peroxide catabolic process; cellular response to oxidative stress; cell redox homeostasis. Gene Ontology annotation, cellular component: cytoplasm.